This is a messenger RNA of Tricharina praecox, 1488 nucleotides long. Its product is annotated as glyceraldehyde 3-phosphate dehydrogenase. The record is from RefSeq and is a predicted model, not a curated record. The transcript has 8 exons. Gene Ontology annotation, molecular function: NAD binding; NADP binding; oxidoreductase activity, acting on the aldehyde or oxo group of donors, NAD or NADP as acceptor. NCBI's taxonomy places the organism in Eukaryota, Fungi, Ascomycota, Pezizomycetes, Pezizales, Pyronemataceae. Gene Ontology annotation, biological process: glucose metabolic process. Bases 318 to 1328 code for a protein of 336 amino acids.
CGAUUAUCGAAGGCAAAAGAAGGCGAGCAGCGGUGGGCGGUGGGUGGAAAACAAGUGUAGGUAAGACGUAAGGGUGCUUUCGAUAAAUACCCCGCCUUGUCCUCUCGGGCUUCCUCGUCUUCUCUCUCCACCCAGCACCACAACACAACCCCACUCAAAACACCAUCUCAAGGUCGGUCUCUCACCCAUUCCAUCCCAUCUGCUCUCUAUAGCGCGCUCUUUGCGGCAGCGAAAGGUUCAUCGGUCAUCGUUCAUCGGAAGGCCGUGAUGUCCAUGAUGUCAGUGUUUGCUGACUUCUCUCUGUAGACACAUACGAAAUGGUCAACGUAGGAAUCAACGGCUUCGGGCGUAUCGGACGUAUCGUCCUCCGCAAUGCUAUUGAGCACGGAGACAUCGAUGUCGUCGCCAUCAACGACCCUUUCAUCGAGCCCAAGUACGCUGUCUACAUGCUGAAGUACGACUCCACCCACGGAAACUUCAAGGGUGAAAUCUCCGCCUCGGCCGAUGGAGACCUUAUCGUCAACGGAAAGACGAUCAAGAUGUACCAGGAGCGCGACCCUGCCAACAUCCCGUGGGGUAAGGCUGGUGCCGACUACGUUGUCGAGUCCACCGGUGUCUUCACCACCAAGGAGAAGGCUUCCCUCCACUUGAAGGGUGGUGCCAAGAAGGUCGUCAUCUCUGCUCCUUCUGCCGAUGCCCCCAUGUUCGUUUGCGGUGUCAACCUCGAUAAGUACACCAAGGACAUCGAUGUUCUGUCGAACGCCUCGUGCACCACCAACUGCUUGGCUCCUCUCGCUAAGGUCCUGAACGACAAGUUCACCAUCAUUGAGGGACUCAUGACCACCGUUCACUCCUACACCGCUACCCAGAAGACCGUUGACGGUCCCUCUGCUAAGGACUGGCGUGGUGGACGUACCGCUGCCGCCAACAUCAUUCCUUCCAGCACUGGUGCUGCCAAGGCUGUCGGCAAGGUUAUCCCCGAGCUUAACGGCAAGAUCACCGGAAUGGCCAUGCGUGUUCCUACCCAGAACGUUUCGGUCGUCGACUUGACUGUCCGUCUCGAGAAGGCCGCCUCCUACGAGGUCAUCAAGGCCGCCAUCAAGGAGGCUUCCGAGGGUGACCUCAAGGGCAUACUUGCCUACACCGAGGACGAGAUUGUCUCUUCCGACAUGAACGGCAACCCUGCGUCUUCCAUCUUCGACGCCAAGGCCGGUAUCUCUUUGAACGACCACUUCGUCAAGGUUGUCUCCUGGUACGACAACGAGUGGGGCUACUCCCGCCGUGUCCUUGACCUGAUCUCCUACAUCGCCAAGGUCGACUCCGCGUAAAUGCAUUCUGUCGGUUAUGUGUUUGGUUUGAGUAGGGAAAUGGGAAGCCGAAGGGAAUAAAACUCCUUGAGGCUCAAAAGGGGAAUAGCAUAAAAGCUGGGGCUUAGGAAUAAAUAAAGGCUGCAGUUUGGUUUCCCUAAACCUUUGUGUUCUCUCGUAG